Aspergillus costaricaensis CBS 115574 is the source of this 1839-nucleotide messenger RNA. Its product is annotated as amidase. Lineage: Eukaryota; Fungi; Ascomycota; Eurotiomycetes; Eurotiales; Aspergillaceae. The transcript has 3 exons. The record is from RefSeq and is a predicted model, not a curated record. Gene Ontology annotation, molecular function: catalytic activity. Bases 1 to 1839 code for a protein of 612 amino acids.
AUGGGUGAGAAAGCUCCAUUCAUCCACUAUCCAGAGGCCCGGCCGGGCCCCACCGUGCCGUACAGGAAUGAGGAGCAGGUGAUCCCCGUCAUCCGCGGCCUUCCCUUGGCCAUCGGCGCCAGUCUUAUCCAGAACAUUGGCUUCAUCCAGAGCUAUCUCUGGGGGACCACUGGCUUCGAUGUCAUCCGCAACCUCCCCCUCGACCAAUACUCCGCCCGGUAUGAUCCGACCGUGAUUCCCGUCGCUAACCCCAAUGCUCCCGCUGCCGACCUGCCAGUUCCCACGCCAAAGCGACAAAGCAAUGCAGGCUACUACACUUCUGCCGACUAUAUCGCUCGCUACACUUCGGGCGAACUGACUCCCCUUGCCGUCGUCGAGACCCUACUGCCCCUGAUCCGCCGCGAUGCCAAACCAUCCGGCAAGCACUCGAUCGCCUUUCUAGACUCGCAAGUCGACAAGAUUCGCGCCGCAGCAGAAGCCUCUACACAGCGGUACAAAGAUGGCAAGCCACUGGGCCCAAUGGAUGGCAUCCCCGUCGCAAUCAAGGACGAAGUACAUAUGGAAGGAUACCGACGAACCCUGGGCAGCAAGCUCGACUUCACCGGCGAGUUCACGGGCACCUCCUGGUGUGUGAAGCAAUGGGAGGACGCCGGUGCCAUCGUCAUUGGCAAGACCACCAUGCACGAGUUGGGUCUUGACACCACCAACAACAACCCCAACUUCGGCACCCCCAGAAACCCCCAUAACCCCGACUACUACUGCGGCGGCUCCUCCGGUGGCUCCGGCUACGCCGUCAGCGCAGGCCUAGUCCCCAUCGCUCUAGGCGCCGACGGCGGAGGCUCAAUCCGCAUCCCGGCCUCCUUCUGCGGCAUCUGGGGACUGAAGACCACCCACGGCCGCGUGAGCGGCUCUCCAACCAUCUCACUGGCAUCCACCACAGGCGUCUACGGGCCCCUAGCCUCCAACAUCGACGACCUAGCCCUCGCCUACCGACUCAUGGCCACGCCAGCCCCUGAAUCCUCAGACCCCAUCUCAGCAUCCUUCCCCUCACCACUCCACACCCUCCCCUCCACCCCGAACAACAACAGCAACAACAACCCCCAGAAAACCAUCGGCAUCGUCCGUCCCUGGAUCGACCGCGCCUCCCCGGAAGUCCUCGCCAUCUUCAACGCGACCCUCGACCACUACCGCAAGCUGAAGAACUACACGAUAAUCGACAUCACAAUCCCGUACCUCCCCGAAGGCCAAAAAGCGCACGCUCUCACCAUUCUCUCGGAAGUAACCUCAUCCCUCACCCCAUCCCAGAUCUCGCACCUCACGCCCGCCAACAAGGUAAUGGCUUCAAUGGGCAUGUGGCAAAUCAAAGGCCAGGAUUUCCUAGCGGCGCAACGUCUCCGUAACUGCCUCAUGACACAUCUGGCUCACUUGUUCCAGAAACACCCUGGCUUGAUGAUCGUCACGCCGACGACGCCGAUCCCGGGGUGGAAGAUCGCGGGCGGCGAGGCGGAUCUGAAGCGCGGCGUGUCGGAUGGGAAUUCUACGGUUAGGAAUAUGGAGUAUGUCUGGUUGGCGAAUUUCUCGGGCUGUCCGGCGAUUAGUUGUCCGGCUGGGUAUGAUGUGGUGGAUGGUGGAAGGAGGGUGCCCGUGGGUGUCAUGGCUAUGGGGGAGUGGGGGAGUGAGGAGGAGUUGAUUGAGUUUGCGAGGGAUGGGGAGGGUGUUUUGGGUGGGGUUGCUGCUGCUGCUGGUGAGGGUGAGAACUCGGGGUUGACGGUUCCCAGGGGGGAGGGGGCCGCUUGGGAAGAUGUUAUUGCUAAGGCUGGAGAGGAGAUGAGCUCUUAG